Alnus glutinosa is the source of this 2292-nucleotide messenger RNA. RefSeq names its product microtubule-associated protein 70-5. The record is from RefSeq and is a predicted model, not a curated record. Gene Ontology annotation, molecular function: microtubule binding. Gene Ontology annotation, biological process: cytoskeleton organization. The transcript is spliced from 11 exons. NCBI's taxonomy places the organism in Eukaryota, Viridiplantae, Streptophyta, Magnoliopsida, Fagales, Betulaceae. The coding region runs from base 266 to 2002 and encodes 578 amino acids.
GACAAAGAAGAAGUAACCGUUACUGUCAAGAGGAGGGAAGAGAGGAGCUGAGCCAAGGCCGGCCUUAUCAUCUGUGCCUUUCAAAAUUUUGCUUCACAGCAAGGGAACGCAUUCCUCUCUUUUUCGGUCAAUUCCUUGAAAGCUCGGACUCUUCGUCAAAUAUAUCUGACAUUCCUCCUUUGAAUUUCAUCACCCAUCAGAACCCAGUUCUGGUUUGUUAUUAGACUUUGCGUGCUCCUUUCUGCAUUUCCAAGCGCCAGAGAAGAUGGCGAGCCAUGAUCAGGAACACGUGGGGUGUGAAGAGCUCUCUCUUGCUCACCCUGACCCUGUUGUGUUAGAGCUCAAUCGUCUGGAGAACUUACUCAGAGAGAAAGAUAGGGAGUUCGGGGUUGCUCAGGGUGAAAUCAAGGCUUUGAGGGGGACUGAAGCUUUGAAGGAAAAGGCUAUAGAAGAGCUCACAAAUGAAGUUAAUAAAAUGGAAGAGAAACUCCGAGUCACUGAAAAUCUUCUUGAACAUAAGAACCUUGAAAUCAAGAAACUAACGAGUGAGAAGAAAGAAGCAUUGGCUGCACAGUAUGCUGCUGAAGCAACCCUUAGAAGGGUGUAUGCAAAUCAGAAGGAAGAUGAGUCUCUUCCUAUUGCCUCAGUCAUUGCUCCUCUUGAGGCUGAAAUCAAAAUGUAUAAGAACGAGAUUGUAGCACUGCAGGAGGAUAAGAAGGCUUUGGAACGUCUCACUAAGUCAAAAGAAUUAGCUCUACUUGAAGCAGAGAGGAUAUUGCGAAGUGCUCUAGAAAGGGCUUUAAUAGUGGAGGAGGUUCAAAAUCAUAACUACGAACUGAAGAGACAGAUUGAGAUUUGCCAGGAAGAGAACAGAAUCCUCGAGAAAACGAAUCGCCAAAAGGUUUUAGAGGUUGAAAAGCUUAGCCUAACCAUUCAAGAACUUGAGGAGGCCAUUCUAGCUGGUGGAGCUGCCGCUAAUGCUAUCCGUGACUACCAACGGCAGAUAGAAGAAUUACAUGAGGAAAAGAGGACUCUGGAGAGGGAGCUGGCAAGAAACAAAGUCUUAGCAAACAGAGUAGCAACUGUGGUGGCUAAUGAGUGGAAAGACGAAAAUGACAAAGUUAUGCCCGUCAAGCAAUGGAUUGAGGAGAGAAGACUACUGCAGGCAGAGAUGCAGCGGUUGAGAGACAAAUUAGCCAUAACAGAGAGAACAGCUAAGGCAGAAGCACAACUCAAGGAUAAAUUAAAGCUGAGACUUAAGAUAAUUGAAGAAGGUUUGAAGGAUGUCUCGAGCUUCUCAGUCAAUCCUAAUAGGUUUUGUGGGUCUCCGAAGACAGAGAAGUCCAGUAACUUUUUUGGCUUCUUAACAAGCAAUGGUGGGCUAAGAAAGAGGUCUACAUCCCAGCCAAGGGCUUCUACAAUCAGUAGAAGCUCUCCCUUGCAACAGCCCAAUGUGGAAACUGAAACAGCCCAUGUUGCUGGAGAGCUAAAACAAGCAAAUGGCUUAAAAAAGAAAUACGCUUCUGGAGAAAAUAUGAUGAGAAAAGGUAUAUGGGCAUCUAGAAGUAAGGUUGUUGAUAGCAGUGAAAAAGAGAACGCAGAAAUAGAGGCACACACAGACACGAAUAUCAGUAAGGGCAAUGAUGAUGAUACAACAGCCUCACCAGAAAUCAAACCCAAAAGGGGUGGCAAUGAAGAUCCACAAAACAAAGAAAAUAAUGAAGAUAUGGUCUCAGGAUUUCUGUAUGACAGGCUUCAAAAGGAGGUCAUCAACUUAAGGAAGCUUUGUGAAGUAAAAAACAGUACUUUGAAUGCUAAGGAUGAAGAAGUAAAGAUGCUCGUGAAGAAGGUUUAUGCACUGACAAAAGCCAUCGAAGUAGAGUCUAAAAAAAUGAAGAGAGAAGCAGCAGCUAGAGAAAAGGAAGCUGCGUCAGUGAAGGUGGAUGAUAACAGAAAGAACAGAUUUGCAAACUCAUCUAUAAGGGUAACAAAAGCAUCCUGAAGAUAUUCCUUUCCUUACAUUGGAGAGAGUUGAAAUGGUUAGGAAAUCAUUUUAUUUGGCAACCACAUUGUGUGAUUUUUUCCAAUGCACAUACACAAACGAAAUUUAGCCGAUGAUAGCAAGAAGAAAUAAAUAAAGGUCUGAUUGGUAAAGGGGGGAACCGACUUUGUACAUCCUAUGAUGGUGUUGAUUUGUAUUUUCCUGUGCUUGAGAUAAUGUAAUGGUAUACAAUACGGUUUCAUGGUUCAUUCUGGUGAAUAAAUUAUAGUCCAAUUUUUUUGGCUUUUUUU